AUGUUCGGUGGCUCCACGAGCCCACCCAAAGAGAAAACCGAUCUAAUAUCCCCAAUUGGGACAAGCCCGACGUCACCAAACAUCAACCCUGACGAAGCCGGGUUUGGGCGUGACAAGCGUUCCUCGCCGUCUGGAACAUCUGGCAAGAAACAGCACGAGGACCAAAACGACAAAAAGCGCCGCAGUAGCUCGGUGAACAAGGCGGCAUCAUUUUUCUCUAGCGCGAAGAAUUCAUUACAUCUAUCAAGUCGAGAUUCGUCAAUAAUAUCUACUCAUAUUGCGCAGACACCAUUUCAGAAACUCGGGAAGAUGGAUCCCGCCCUGACUGUGCCUCAGGGCUCCUUGAACAAUUCGGCUGGAGAAUCGGUUCCAACAUCGCGGUCAUCGUUCCGUGUUGGUGUCACAGAAGAUCGAAAUCGUAAGUGCAGGAGAACAAUGGAAGAUACACAUGCCUAUCUAUACAAUUUCCUGGGGACGCCGGCGCCCGUUACUGGAAACACUACGGUCAAUGGAAAUGAGGGCCGUGAUUCAACGGAACCUGCAUCCGAGUCCGAUGAAGAUACUCAUGUAGUGGAAACCGACAAUGGUUACUUUGCUAUUUUUGAUGGCCACGCAGGGACUUUUGCUGCAGAAUGGUGUGGGAAAAAAUUACAUCUCAUACUCGAAGAAGUUAUGCGACGGAAUCCAAACGCCCCGGUCCCCGAGCUUCUAGACCAGGCUUUUACUAGUGUUGAUCAACAAUUGGAGAAGUUACCUCUGAAAAAUAGUGGUUGCACCGCUGUAGCGGCUGUGUUGCGGUGGGAAGAUCGUAUUCCCAGCUCGCAUUCUGCCACGGGCUCCGCGCCUCUCGCGCCAGCCGCUGCAUCCGCCAAUGCCACAGAAUUAGAAUCAGACACAGUUCCCGACCCAACUCACAAACCAGCGCAAGCGAAGCAGUCGUCAUCCGCGGAUUCCAUUUUGGUCAAGUCUCAAGAAAGUGUGUCCCGCCAGCGGGUCUUAUACACGGCAAAUGUAGGCGACGCCCGAAUUGUUCUAUGUCGGAAUGGGAAAGCCCUUCGCCUUUCGUAUGAUCACAAAGGUAGUGAUGAGAAUGAGGGAAAGCGUAUUGCCAAUGCUGGAGGACUCAUUCUCAACAACAGGGUCAAUGGCGUGCUCGCCGUUACGAGGGCUCUCGGUGAUACAUACUUAAAGGAUCUUGUCACGGGCCACCCAUACACUACAGAGACUGUAGUACAGCCUGAUCAAGACGAGUUCCUUAUUCUAGCGUGCGAUGGAUUAUGGGAUGUGUGCACCGAUCAAGAAGCGGUUGACUUAAUACGCAACGUCAAGGAUGCUCAAGAGUGCUCAAAAAUGCUCGUUGACCAUGCCUUAUCACGAUUUAGUACCGAUAACCUGACGUGUAUGGUGGUUCGAUUUGACGCGAAUAUAAUCCGAGAUGUCGUUGAGCGACGUUCAGAACCGAUUGGAGUCGAAGGAGAUCCUUUGUCUCAGGUUAAGGGUGGGAUAAGUGAAGCUGAUAAGAUAGUUGAAGGCGCCAAAAGAAGACUCGAAAAUGCGGAUUCUGCUUCAGUUGAUGCUGGGUCUGACACGAAACAUGGAGAAGACAUACACAAAUCAACGAGCCGGGACAUUAGCACUCCACCGAAACUCGAAGAAGUGACCAAUCCCUAGAGCGGGAAGCCAUCAAAGUGAUGAUGGAUUCGAUAAUGUCGAGAUUCACGUAUAGAUACGACCGACAACGCAGUUGGAAUAUUUUCUCUGCAGGCAGCACGUCCGUCGUCUACUUCGUUUAUGCGAUCUUCUAACUUGGAGCAAGUUCUGCUGCUGCUUGAUUUGCAACAUCACCCAAUUGAUAUCUGUAUGGUUAGACUUUCGGUGUUAUGAGUGUUGACUGCAUUCCAGGCCUCUUCUGUUUCAUUCUACUAUUUUCAACUUUACGCGCUGGCAUGUAUGUACUUUAAAAUGAUUCUUUAUGCUGUAUAGAGGUCUUGAGCCAAGCAGCGCAAUAUUUAACAAAUUGAAUGACCAAGACUGAGAAAGUACAGGUGGGCAAUUUCCAAGUAAAUAGUAAUGACAUUUGAAAGAGAAGCGUAGUAUACAUUUGUAAUAAGUACUAAUAACUGUAACACGAUCCCAGGACCUCAUGGAAAGGAGGACGACCUCGUAAGAAUACAAAGCAGCCAUUCUAGAGCUUCAAUGGUGCCGCUUCAGCGAAAGCGUCGUGGGCAAGGAUAUCGUCAGCAUCUUCCUCACUCACGAUCCGUUUCUGGCCAGGCAUGACAUGGUCCGGAGUUCGCUCCAAGUGACCGUGAUGAACACGUUCGGGCCAUGAAGUAGCAUAAUGAGCGUCGUGAAUAUCGUUCCAGAGAAUCUUCACCUGCUCCGGUUCCACGGCAUAUUCACUAUUGCUAGGGGGUUCAUCGAACUCAUCUUCAAUUUCGAGCGGGGCCUGAGACUGAAGUUGACUCUCAAAUCCUUCGACCCGUUGCGCUGCUUCGAAUGCAGUCUUUCGCUCCGCUUUUCUGGUCAGUCGGAUACGCUGCAGAGCCCUGCGUCCGAGUUCCUUGCGAUGCUCCGAACCAAAGCCAUUCUUCAACUCCUCCUCCUGAAUAGCAAGAACAGCUGCAAUGUCAGCGACACUAGUCGCUUUCUGAUCCAUCAGAAUACGGGCCCUUUCCUUCUUUGGCAGAAUUUUUCCCACGAGUUUCUCGUGCUCUUCGUCGAAUUUUUUAGCUUCUAAUUGAUCUCGUGGUCUCUUCUGUUCAAGCCAUUUUUCGCCCAUGGUGAUCAUCUCUUUGGGAGGGGCGAGCUGUCUCUGCAAUGAGAAUUCGCGGAGGAGGUGAUAUGCUCGUAAUCCGACUUUGGCGUUGUCGAAGUGCACGGAAUAGUAUGGCACCCACAUGUCUUUUCGUAGGCUGGCUGGAACUGUUUUCUUGCCGUGGUAUACCAUUUGCGACAGAACACUCUU
Messenger RNA from Talaromyces stipitatus ATCC 10500, 2968 nucleotides. Its product is annotated as protein phosphatase 2C, putative. Lineage: Eukaryota; Fungi; Ascomycota; Eurotiomycetes; Eurotiales; Trichocomaceae. The coding region runs from base 1 to 1671 and encodes 556 amino acids. The record is from RefSeq and is a predicted model, not a curated record. Gene Ontology annotation, molecular function: protein serine/threonine phosphatase activity; cation binding. Gene Ontology annotation, biological process: protein dephosphorylation. The transcript has 2 exons.